GCGAUGCCCCAAGAACGGGUCGGAAGCGAGGCGGGAACAGACGUCAGUUCGGCCGGAAAGCCACUCCUGUCCGCUGAAGAACCCGACUCGAACACGUGAAGACUCUCUAGGCCUUUUACGGCAGCCGAGACUUGUAAGAAGAUGCUGGUGUGGAUGGCAGCUGCUGCAAUGGUAGUCCUAAAUCAUAUACCCGAAGCUACCAUGGCGACGGCUCGCAAUGGUUUUGUGAGCACCGUGCAGAGAAACGGAUGGUUCUACUACAUGGUAUCGGGUUACGCCAUGAACACAACGGGGGAAUUUAACAGCACCAUAGCCCCGUCUAUGUGUGUCUGCCGCAGGCGGUGCGACGUGACGCCCUCCUGCCGCGCCGUGUCCAUGAUCCCGCUGGCGGCCGGCGAGCCCGAGGGCCAGACGGAGUGCCGCACCUCCACGCUGCCGGGGCUCCUGAGCGAGAAGGUGAACCGCCCUUGGCUGGAGGCCUCGGAGGGCGCUCUCCACGUCCUCAGAGCGGACGCCGGAGACCAGAAACUGCCGCUUUACGAAGACGGUCUGUACUACAACCGACCCGCGGAGGAGAGGACCUGGGAGGCGGCGGGCUGUCCCCUGGCGGUGGCCCUGACGCCGGCCCAGCUGGAGAUCCUGAAGGCGGAGCUGGAGCAGCUGCCGCCUUCAGCUGGUUCGAUCAUGUACGUGGGCCUUCGACGUGACGCCAGCGGCCCACCGGUCUGGGACAUGAACAGCGGCACAAGACCUUACACCCUGGACAGCGACAUGAUCGAAGACACGCUCCCGGAGACCGAACCAGCCGUGUUCCACCUGCAGAAGGACGCUAAUACGACAGAGUAUAAAUUCGUGGCUUCAGAUGGCUCUACACCUCGGCACGUGCUGUGUCAGAGGAACCACCUGAAGCUAGUGUUUUGAGGGCAUGGCAAAUGGGAAGGUGAGGAGGUCUGUGGUUUGGGAGGAAAAGGGAGGGGAAGAAAGGAUAGAGAUAAGGAAAAGAAAGGAGAAAGUGAAUACAAGGAAGUGGAAAGGCAAACAUCACAAGUAUUUUGUAAUUACUUGUACUUAAAAAUAGAACGAUGUUGGUAAAUCUGGUUGGUAAAUUUCGAAAGACAAGUUAAGUUGUGGGGAGUACAUUCACUAUCUGCACUUUAUAGUCUAAUGGAUGAAAAUAGUCAGAAUAAGAAAUGAAAUUGAAUGGACAUUUUAAACGAAACUUUUUUUUUUUUUUUUUUUGCUUCGUCUAAAGAGGAACUCUUGACGAAUUCAAAUCAUUACGUUCAAUUGCUUUUCAUAUUACUUUCCAUCCCUGCAUGCACAUUAUAAUCUCAUCACGCCCAAUAGUAGUAAAGAAUGGUAAAUUUCGCCGUUUUUAAAAAUCAGAAAGUUGAAUGUAAAGUCUUUCUCAUUAGAGGAAUUCCCGAAUCUACGAACCCCAUUCUUCACUACCCCACGCGUUCACCUCCCAUUGGCUUUCACAACUAUUGGAAAAAAACAGCCAAUGGCUUGGAUAUUUACGUUUAUCAUGAGCGAUCUGGCGAAACUGGUUUGUUAGCACAGUGCCUACACCUGGGAGAAUUAACUUGCAAACAGUGUGUUGCCGCCAUCACUGUUUAAGUAUAAAUGGUCAAUUUCAUGGCAGUGACAAAAUAUUACAUAAUGAUCAUAGACAGUAAUUACAUCUUAAUGAAUAAAUAUCUUGACAUUCAGUGAGUAAAAAUAAAACAUGUUUACCAGUUCAGUAAUUGCUUGUUAACCACACUAACUGUCCUCUCUUCAACCAGCCACUGCAUUUGAAAACAAGAACUCUUGCUUAAAUCAGUGUUGUAAUACAUCCCUAAAUUUAAGAACUUUUCAGACUUUUAAGACUCAUAGCAAUUGCCUGUUAAGACCUGGAGCCACUUGUCACUAAAUACAGACUUCCCUAAAUGUGUAAGCCUAUUGUUGCAUCAGUGACCAAGAUAAUUAAUUCAUCCCAAGAUUUUUACACAGCCUAUCAACCAGCAAAGAUCAAGGUCUAAUGUUGUUUAUCUUACAUGAACAAAGAUUUGGGCAAAUGCAAGACAUUUUAAGAUCUCGGACAGAAAAAGGUUUUAAUACUUUUUAAGGCUUUAAAUUUCCAAAAAACAGUUUAAUUAAGAUAUUUCUAGACUUUUUAAGGAUGCACCAGAACCCUGAUAUAUAAAGUAAAUAGAGGCAGUAUAUAGCUAACCAAUAAGUCUUUAAAAAAUAAUUAUUUUGCAAAUGCACAUUGCUUCAUAUUAGAGAAAAUAAAUUUUCAGAAUAUGCUGAGAAAAUGGUGAGAGAUCACAGUAAUCAGUUCUUUUGCAUAACAAUAUUUCUGAAAAGCUGAUACUUUCAUACUUUGAUACGACUUAGGCAUCAACUUAAAAUCAAAAGAUAUGAAAACUUUAAAAAGAAAAAGAAAAAGAAAAAGAAAAAGAAAAAGAAAGAGAAAGAGAG
This is a messenger RNA of Penaeus vannamei (Pacific white shrimp), 2466 nucleotides long. RefSeq lists its product as uncharacterized. The record is from RefSeq and is a predicted model, not a curated record. Lineage: Eukaryota; Metazoa; Arthropoda; Malacostraca; Decapoda; Penaeidae.